GCGGCCGGCGGGGCGGCCCGGCGCGCGGCGACGUGAGCGCGCAGGGGGGCGGCGGCCUCGCCUCGUCUCUGUUGCUGCGUCGGGCCCGGGAAGGUGACGCGGAGCGCCGCGGACGAGAUGUCGGAUUUCGACAGUAACCCGUUUGCGGACCCGGAUCUCAACAAUCCCUUCAAGGAUCCAUCAGUUACACAGGUGACGAGAAAUGUUCCUCCAGGACUUGAUGAGUAUAAUCCGUUCUCAGAUUCUAGAACACCUCCACCAGGCAGUGUGAAAAUGCCCAGUGUACCUAACACACAGCCCGCAAUCAUGAAACCAACAGAGGAACACCCAGCUUACACACAAGUUGCCAAGGAGCAUGCCUUGGCCCAAGCCGAACUUCUUAAGCGCCAAGAGGAGGUAGAGAGAAAAGCUGCAGAACUAGAUCGUCGAGAGCGGGAAAUGCAGAGCCUCAGUCAACAUGGUCGAAAGAAUAACUGGCCGCCCCUUCCUGCUGGCUUUCCCGUCGGCCCCUGUUUCUACCAGGACUUUUCUGUAGACAUUCCCGUGGAGUUCCAGAAGACAGUGAAACUCAUGUACUACCUGUGGAUGUUCCACGCCGUGACGCUGUUUCUGAAUAUCUUCGGAUGCCUGGCGUGGUUUUGUGUGGACGCCACGCGAGGAGUUGAUUUUGGACUGAGUAUCCUGUGGUUCCUGUUGUUCACUCCCUGUUCGUUUGUCUGUUGGUACAGACCGCUUUACGGAGCUUUCAGGAGUGACAGUUCAUUCAGGUUCUUCGUGUUCUUCUUCGUCUAUAUCUGUCAGUUUGCUGUGCAUGUGCUGCAGGCUGCGGGAUUCCACAACUGGGGCAACUGUGGCUGGAUCUCUUCGCUCACGGGCCUCAACAGGAGCAUUCCUGUCGGCAUCAUGAUGAUCGUCAUCGCAGCGCUCUUCACGGCCUCGGCGGUCAUCUCCCUGGUCAUGUUCAAGAAGGUACACGGACUGUAUCGCACAACAGGUGCUAGUUUUGAGAAGGCCCAACAAGAGUUUGCAACAGGUGUGAUGUCCAACAAGACUGUCCAGACCGCGGCUGCCAACGCAGCCUCCAGCGCCGCGCAGAGCGCUUUCAAGGGCAACCCAAUGUAGAAGCCUUCCAGCAACACACCUUUACCUUCUGACUGUACUUCUUCUCCAGUUACUGUAUUCUACAAAUACUUUUAUGUUCAUGACACACAGUAUACACAGCAUGGAUAUUUCCUGUUCACCUGUGCAUGGGCUAAAACCCGAAAAACCUCCUUGUCUUACUACUUUACCUGGUAGCUUCUUAAAACCUCAGUGCCCCUUGCAGAAAAAAAAAAUUUACAUGCUAAAUAAAUAAAUAUUCUCCA
Ochotona princeps (American pika) is the source of this 1364-nucleotide messenger RNA. It is a transcript of the gene SCAMP1, whose product is annotated as secretory carrier membrane protein 1. NCBI's taxonomy places the organism in Eukaryota, Metazoa, Chordata, Mammalia, Lagomorpha, Ochotonidae. The coding region runs from base 118 to 1122 and encodes 334 amino acids. The transcript is spliced from 9 exons. Gene Ontology annotation, cellular component: recycling endosome membrane; trans-Golgi network membrane. The record is from RefSeq and is a predicted model, not a curated record. Gene Ontology annotation, biological process: protein transport.